Cladocopium goreaui is the source of this 894-nucleotide messenger RNA. NCBI's taxonomy places the organism in Eukaryota, Dinophyceae, Suessiales, Symbiodiniaceae. The record is from the annotation of a GenBank genome assembly.
AUGGCUGCCACAUGGCGUGUUGCCAAAGACAUGAUGUUCCAAGGCAACUUCAAAGCCCCAGAAGUUGACAUGUCUGGAAAGACUGUGGUGAUUACAGGACCCUCUCGUGGUGGCAUUGGCUUUGAAACUGCUUUGGCGAUCGCACAGCAAGGUGCUCAAGUCUUGCUUGCGGCCAGAAACGUUGAAAAGGCUACUUCAGAUCUCGAAAUCAUCGCUUCCCAUACUGGUCAAGCAGGCAAACUGAAGGUUUUCAAGUGCGAUGUGUCCAGCAGUGAGAGCGCCCAUGAAUGUGCAAAAGAGAUCCUCAAAGCGCAUUCAACCGUUGAUGUUCUGAUCAAUAAUGCCGGGGCAGUCUUUGAAGAGGAGAAGACAGUAGGAGCUGGCGUGGAAAUCAGCUUUGCGACAUGCGUUUUGGGUCAUCAUGUCUUGAACCAUAAAUUGAAACCUCGAAGGAUUGUGUGGGUCACCGGUGAUAUCUACGCCAUCUCAGAUGGCACUGCAAACCCAUACUUCAAAGGUGCAGGUGUCUCCGCAUAUGCCAAUGCUUGUUUGGCACGCUUGAUGUUAGCACUGGAGAUGAAGCGCCGGGGCAUUUGCCAAGAGAUUGUGGCAGUUCAUCCCGGAGUCAUUCGCUCGCAGUUCAUCAAGCCCAAAGGUUGCCUUGAAGGUGCGAUGUUGGCGACCUGUGAUUGGGCAAGAAUCGAUGUGGUCGCAGGGGCACAGAGCAGCAUUUAUGCAGCCACUUGUCCUUCCGGGGACUUUCCAGAUGAGACCAUUUACUUGCACAACAAGUACGGCUGGUAUGUUUUGGAGCCGAGUGAUCUUGCAAUGAACACCGAACGCAGCCAAGCUCUUUUUGACGAAUGUGACCAAUUGUGCAGCAUUGCCAGGUGA